GGGGUCCAGAUCGGGGCUGGCACCGAGUCGGUGAGGGCAACCGGGAGAGGAGCGACACUAAAGGUCCCACAAAUUAGAGCUGCAAUGAUCUGAUUGGCCUACGGAAAGCGGCAGCUGUAAGGACACUCAAACCAGAACCGAUGUUCUUCCAAAAUCUGUGCGCUGUGGAUUAAUUUUUGACGUCAUCUCCCUGAAACACGUGGACGUCGUUUCAGAUAUUUAAUUUGGAAAUUAAAACAAGCUCCGCCGAAGAGAGGUGAUCGUGGAGGGAGAACGAUGAUGAUCAUGAUUGUUGCAGGGUGGACUGCUUGAGGGGGACAUGGCAAACGGAGGCGACCAGUUCGGCCUCGCUGAGCGUCCAGACUCAAACGGCACGGAUUCUCCCAAGGAGACUAAACAAGACAAUCUCAGCAGUUACAGUUUAAAAUCACCUGCUUCACCACAGACAAAUUCCACUCAGCUGGGUAUGGAGGGAAUAAAAGUGUUUCUCCAUGACAGGGAGCUUUGGACGAGAUUUGAUGAAGUAGGAACUGAAAUGAUCAUCACCAAGGCUGGAAGACGGAUGUUCCCCAGUUAUAAAGUGAAGGUCACAGGACUCAACCCCAAAACCAAAUACAUUCUCCUCAUGGACAUUGUGCCCGGGGAUGACCACCGAUAUAAAUUUGCAGACAACAAAUGGUCUGUAACGGGUAAGGCCGAACCAGCAAUGCCAGGCAGACUCUACGUCCACCCGGACUCUCCCGCCACGGGGGCCCACUGGAGCCGCCAGCUGGUGUCUUUCCAGAAGCUCAAACUUACCAACAACCACUUGGACCCAUUUGGACACAUAAUACUGAACUCCAUGCACAAAUACCAGCCCCGCGUCCAUAUUGUCAAGGCGGACGAGAACAACGGCUUUGGCUCGAAGAACACGGCUUUCUGCACUCAUGUCUUCUCUGAGACGGCCUUCAUUGCUGUAACCUCCUACCAGAACCAUAAGAUUACUCAGUUAAAGAUAGAGAACAAUCCCUUUGCAAAGGGCUUCAGAGGGAGUGACGACAACGAGCUGCACCGCAUGGCCAAACUGCAAGGUAAGGACUACCCUGUGGUCCCACGCAGCACGGGCCGUCAGAGAGCGUGCUCCACCGAGAGUCCCUUCGGCGGGGAGGUCCGGGUCGUGAGAGGCUCACCCGAAGCGGCCACGUCGCCCUACAGCUGUGAGAACGGACUGAACAACAGCAGCAGCAGCCCGCAGACACUGCUUGGGAGUCCGUCAGCUCACUACACCUUGUCUCAUCCUCAACACGUCCAACAGACUCAACUUUACCAAUGCACCAAGAGGAAAGUGGAGGAGAACCGCUCCCCUGGAAACUGCCAGCACCCUUUCAAGAGAGCCUUCCCCGCUAGCUCACGAAGCCCGGGCGACUCCUACUAUCACGCCUCCCCCUUUGCGCCUCCCCCGGCGCCCGCCCUGUCCAGUACCCCCGGCCUAUCUCUCACAGACGCCCACUACAGCUCCGACAUGGGUCAGCGUCAGGCGUGCAUGUUCGCGGGCUCGGAGAGCAGACUUGACGACCGCGGCGGUGCAUCCUGGUCGUACCACUGCCCGCUGCCCUCCGCCAUGACCCCCGUGGAGCCCUACCCGCCUUAUAACCCGCACCCCCCCUACAGCUCGAGUCCGCAGGGCUCCCGCCUCAGCGCCGUAGCCCACCACAGCUCGCCGCCGCUGGGAGAACCCGUCACUCACGACCCUUACCAGAGGCAGAGCUCGGAAAACAUUGCAAGCAGGCAGAACAGCCCCCACCUCCACAGAGAGUAUCCUCGCUUCACCCCUAACCUGUCCCCCCCACUCUACCACACGUUAGAGACGCACACACACAUCAGGUGUGGCGUCCCUGAAUGGACCGCUGCCUCCUGAAGCACGUCAUUGUUUGUGAUUCUCCCAAAAGAUGCAAAGUAUGAUAUCACCGAUCUGUCAUUUUGUGCUGUGUGAGUUGGUCAUCCCCCCCCCCCCCCCACACACACACACACACACACACGCACACACACCCUCCCUACCCCGUCCCCCUCCCGUGUUGCUCUAAACAUUGCGUCAUUAAAAACUGGGCUCGGAAGUCCACGUUCAAGAAAAGUCCAGGCGCUGAACAAAAACAGGACAAAGAACAUCAAAGUUGUGUUUUAUUGUCUUUCUGUAACCCAAUGACUGAUGUCAACCAAAUGUUUGCACUGUGAGCCCCGUUGAAGACCAAAGCCUGAACAGAACAGGCUGUUUUUUUUUUUUCCCCCCUCCGCUGUGCGUCAUCGUGAAGGAUGUAAAUUGUGACUCGUCAGACAUUCAUGGACCAAAAUAAUCUCACGGCAGAAGCCCGAGGGCGAGCCUUUUUAUUUAAUUUUUCUUAAAAUCUCUUCAGUGGAGCAAAGCGCAGCUCCCCGCACGGUCCCCACGACACAGUGCUUGUGUGUGCGCGCGUCUGCGUAAAGGCUGUGUCAGCUCAGCUCAAGAGCGCUAUGAGCUCAUUUGCAAUGAGACAAGCAGUAGUAGCCUCGGGCGUUGCACCACGGAGAUAAACAGUUUGUUUAGAUGAAGCUACAGGCUGAGGAACCUGUGCACACUGUUCCCACCGCAUUCUGUGUAAAUGCACAUCCAAGCAUCACGGAUCUGUCGCUGUUGUCCCCUCUGUCACCCCCACCAGCUGACCAGUCAUCUCCAGGGGCCAUCAAAGGAGAUCUGGCGCCGCCCUUGUCCUGAGCUGACCACUCCAACCCAAAACAUAGUUGUUGGUUGUGUUUUUUUUUUUUUUCGGAGGGGGGCAGUCGUUCUCCUGUUUUGAAUAAGUCAUCGUCAAAUAUUGACCUUUGACUUGUGAGGGUCGUAUACAGUGCUGUAAAUGUGAUAUUUGAUCCACUCAGGUAACUAUACGUUUAGUAAUCAUCUGUUAUUUGCCAUUCCAAUUGGUCCUCGUUAGUCCCACAUUUACUGUAGUUUUAGAGGGAACCCAUUUCCUUGCACAUCUGGAUCGUGUUACUUCCUGCCUGUGCCGACUGUAAAAUGACAAUUGUGGCUCUGUGCAAAAUUGAAGCUAAAGUUGAGAUUU
Messenger RNA from Hippocampus comes (tiger tail seahorse), 3074 nucleotides. RefSeq names its product T-box transcription factor 5b (gene tbx5b). NCBI's taxonomy places the organism in Eukaryota, Metazoa, Chordata, Actinopteri, Syngnathiformes, Syngnathidae. The coding region runs from base 320 to 1897 and encodes 525 amino acids. Gene Ontology annotation, molecular function: RNA polymerase II cis-regulatory region sequence-specific DNA binding; DNA-binding transcription factor activity, RNA polymerase II-specific. Gene Ontology annotation, cellular component: nucleus; chromatin. The record is from RefSeq and is a predicted model, not a curated record. Gene Ontology annotation, biological process: cardiac left ventricle formation; cell fate specification; pattern specification process. The transcript has 9 exons.